ACUGCUAGAAUGAUAAAACUAGUUCCAUUCCUUCUACAUAGCAGAUUUUGUGAAUCUCCAUAUUCUUGAUAUGCAUUUGGCUAUUGAAUUAAAACUCAGAAGGCUUGACCUUGACCCAUCCUCUUUGUAGGAUUCAAUUGCACAAGGUCCUCUCCCAUGGUUAUGAUGACAAUUCUUGGCCUCUACAGACCAAACAUUUGAAGUUUGCUGGAGAGGUGAAGGUGAUCAUGCACUUUCAAACCACAUUGCAAAGCUCUGCAGCAACCUCUCCAUCUGCCCCACCAUACUCACCAGGAACACCAGGAACACCACCACCGGCAUAUGGCCCAACCUAUGCUCCAUAUGCACCGGGAGCUUAUCCUGCAGUCAGCAUGUAUCCAUCGUAUCCUUUUCCAACUUCCAGCUAUCCGCCUCCUUUGCAAGUCUAUGCAACACAAGCUUAUCCUCUUCCUUAUCAGACGCAGCCCAACUUGCUGCAGUACCCUCCUCCAGCAGCACAGCCUUAUUACCCACCAGGGUCUUACCCUGGUGCUUACUAUCCACCUUAUUGAGCGAUUGAUGCUAUAAUGUCGAAACUCAAUUCUGUCUUCCAAGGUUGGUAUCCAUGUCUUUGUGUGCUCCUCUUUGUCUGGAAGCUAGUAAGCAUAUUUGCUAACUAUAUCGUUCUGUUCAUGAAGAAAUAUUCCCGUUUGCCCUUGUUCAAGUAUUGUAUCUAUCAUUCUUUUGUAAUUUACAUCGAAGCAAAACAAUGUCUAGUAGAAGAAAUCCUUUAUAAAGUUGUGUAAUUUGUCUAUAAUCUUGUUUUUUACACUCUCAACUUGAGACUAAGGCUACUUUUGGUAUG
Messenger RNA from Zingiber officinale, 844 nucleotides. Its product is annotated as cyclin-K-like. The coding region runs from base 228 to 551 and encodes 107 amino acids. The transcript is spliced from 4 exons. NCBI's taxonomy places the organism in Eukaryota, Viridiplantae, Streptophyta, Magnoliopsida, Zingiberales, Zingiberaceae. The record is from RefSeq and is a predicted model, not a curated record.